Messenger RNA from Sturnus vulgaris (Common starling), 7749 nucleotides. The record is from RefSeq and is a predicted model, not a curated record. Lineage: Eukaryota; Metazoa; Chordata; Aves; Passeriformes; Sturnidae.
GGUGAGGGGCAUCCCCUUGGGCUGUGGCAAGGCAAGGUCUAGAACCUCCGGCCCUGAGCUGGACGGAGCCGGCUCCGCUCGCCUCGCACCAGGACGUCCGGUGUGGUGGUGGCAGCGAGCAGCAAAAGCAGCAAGAGCUCGUUUUGAUUCCCCCCCUUCCAAGGUGCUUUGGAGAGACUGGUUUCAGGCUGAGCAGCAGAAGUCACGAUGAGUGCACAAGGUGAGGGACCCGGUCAGCCUUCCACUGCUGCCCAGGAGCAACCUGCAACCGCAGAGCCUCAGAAGAGAGGACGAGGCAGACCCAGGAAACAACCACAAGAACCAACUGGUGAACCAUCUCCUAAAAGACCAAGAGGAAGACCCAAAGGAAGCAAAAACAAGAGUCCCUCUAAAGCAGCUCAGAAGAAAGCAGAAGCCACUGGUGAAAAGCGACCUAGAGGCCGGCCCAGAAAAUGGCUUCAAGAGGAGGGCUGGAGAAUGCUUCUCAUCCAGGAAAACACAGGAGCUUGUGAUUUGGACACUUAUAUAGAAGGUGUGGGUUUAAAUCUUCAUCACAUUUGCUAAUCGAUAGACUCCCUGUGAACAGUCUUUCUCAGAGAUGCUGAUGUCCAGGCUGGACCUGAGCACUGUGAAUGGUGCUAUGCUCUGUCCAGGUAAUUCAUAGCUCUGAAGGCUUCUCUAGGGAUGGAGCUAGGUUUUGGAUAGCUGUUGGCUGAAACUUGAAAUGAAGUGGAGUUUUAGUGGGGAGGUAAGGCUAGCUGCCUUAGAUUAUCAAUUUUGAGCAUGUUCGCCUAAUUAAACUCAGAGGACUUGAAGGUUAGUAAGAAAAUACUAGGUAACUGAGGAACUUCCAGAGAUAGCUGCAGAGAAUAGAUGGGUCAAACCCCACUCUAGUGAAAUCUCCACAUACAUAAGAUGUUAUUUGUGUGUUUUAUAGCAUGGAUGCUAGAAUUUUGCUGGCAACACCUUGCUGCAAUCUAUUUGCAUGUGAUUUUAAUUCCUUCUCUUGCCAGUUUAAAUUAUAUUCCCUGUUAUCAUUGCAGGUAUUGUAGAGUUUCAGGGUUUUUUUUGGCAACUCAGUUAUAUAUCUCUAUGAGUGCUAUUUCCAUAGCAGUUUUAGGAGAUUAGUAAUGAAUAAUGUAUGUCUUUAUUCUGCUUUUUCUUUUCACUUCGUUAAAAUAAACUCUCUGUUUUCAGUUUGUUUUAUUCUACUCUGUCAAUCCUGAAAACUGCUGAACUGUGGAACUGCAGGGUCAGACUUUGGUGCUACUUAUGAUGAUUUAAAUAAUAGUACUGAUAAAUUAAAUUUGAUUGUAUAUCUGUAUUGGUGUCAAUGGGAAUGACGCCUGGUCCUCAGAGAUUGGUUUGCUUUGAUUAAAAGUGAUUUACCAAUGGUGGCAGUCUCAAUUUUGGAGACUUAAAGAUAAUGAGUGAAUUGGCACAAUUUAGGGUUUCUUCAUCUUGUCUGUUCUGAGUAACUGCUGAGAGCUUAAAACCAGUCUGACUGGUAGUUUCUGUAUGGAGCAGAACUCACAACUUUACCUAAUAUGUUACCCAAAUCCAUUUUGACUGUUAUCCAUUAUCCCUAGAGCAAUUGGAGCCUUUUACAAGAUGCAAUAGAAAUGCACACAUAUGUGAGCUUCGCUGUUAUGAUUUUAUUAUGAAAUUGCAUUGUGUGAAUAUGUUCUUGCGGUUUCCUUAGUAUUCACAGAGCAGCCAUUCAGGUUCUGGCUGCUUCUCUUGCUUUGUUUCCUGUUAAUGAUGCUAAAUGCCUUGAGAAAUCUGCUUGGGGACCCUCCUUCCAUGUUCAACUGUUUAUUUGGGUUUUGAAAAAACAUCUCACACAAGUAUAUAGAGUACUUGGAUCAAAGUAUUGACUAUGUAGAGGAGACAAGGUGCCUUCUGACAUAGCACGCACUGUUUCAUUCAUUAAUGUUCAUUAACAUUCAUAUACUGUUUGGAGGUGUCAGAGGUGUUUGAAGUUUUCAAGGUACUUCAAGAAUGACCAUUCAAGCAAUUGUUUCAUCAAGAUUUACACAUAAGUGUCAUUGAGAUAGGUAGACUGACAAAUGGUCUACCAGUGAGACACCAUGCCCCGGUCUAGUAGAUUGAAUAUGUAGCCAGGAGAUGCAUGAUGAAAUAUUAGGUUUGUUGAAGUCAAUGGCCAAACUCCUAAUGAAAUCACUUGCCUGGAUUUCAGCCCUUCUCCCUCUGCCGCUAAUGUGAUACAUAACUGUGUUUUGCAUAGUUACAAGCUCUAUAAAUUGUGUGAAUAGCCAUGUUGGCAUGAAACUCAGGUAAUUUGAGGAAGACUAUCUAUACACAUUCAACAGAAACUUUAUGGUGACUCUUAUAUAACAAGAGCAGUAUUUGACUAAAUCUGUGAAUGCAAUAAAUUUAAAAUUAAUGUUAGCUAAGUUUUGAGCAGUCACUGCAUGAGUAAUGGUGAAUAAUGGAGAUAUACACAGAAGAUUUUUACUCUUGCUUUUUUAAUUAUAAAGCACUUGUAUGCAACUUAAAUAGUUAUACUUCUUAAAGGGAUAACUUCUUCAAUUAUUUCUGUAAAUUAUUUGAAAAGUGAAAUAAGGACAGCUCUGUACUGUAACCUAUAGCACUUUUAAAAAAGAUAUAUAAAGAUGUGGUUUUGAAAAUGCCAGAAUUUUCUUGCUUUUCCUCUUGCGUAACUUUAUUGAGCUGUGGUCAUAGGUACAUACAUACUGAGGGUGUAUUAGUUACUGAAACAAAUUCUUUUAAAUGUGAGUUUUUGUAAAGUUGUGCCUUCACUGAAGUGAAUCCAAUAGAAAGAUUCUAACUUACUUGGUUGAAGUCAGAAUUUCUUUUUCCAAAGGUUUGUAAAUGGUGAUAUAUAAAUUGGAAACCCUUCUUAGUUAUGCUAACAAAAAAACACCUAUUAUGGUUUUGAGUAAGGGAAAUAAUUUGCCCUUUAAUCUCCAGUAUAUCUUAAGGGAGAAGGUUUUGCACACUGUAUUUUUUGUUUAAACUAGAACAAAUCCUUUACGUAAAGACAGUAUCCAUUGCGCAGAUAACAACAAAGAAAAAAUUUGCUAUAGCUGAAGUUCACACAUGAGCACAGAAACGUUUCAAAAUUGUAUUCUUAAUAAUAAUUUUGCUCCAAGCAGAAAGGUACUUUAUCUCUUUCACUGCACAUUUCAGGAAGUAGGUCUCAACCUUUGCAGGCAAGCCAGAUGCAACUGCUUUCCAAGAAAGAUGUUGUUAAUUCCAUUAUGCCAAAUCACAAAAAAGGCUAUUUACAGGAGAAGUUAGAGUAAUCAUGAUCUUUUUGCAUAAUUAUAAAUCACUGUGGUUUUCUUUGCAUGGUUAAAAUUUCAAAUAGUAAUUAAGUAAUGUCCCAAAGCAAGUUUUGUGCAUUCCAAAGCUCUGUACACCUUUCUUCACAUUCCUGAAGCCAUUAUCUUGAGUGUAUAAUAAAUGAGAAGCAGAACUCUAGUGAUUUAGUUAGCUUUCUCAUUUUUUUAUGUGUUAGUUUUCAGAAAAGCUUUUAGUGACCUGAAAACAAAACCAGAAAAAAACAAAAGUGGAGAAAUUCUGUCCUUUCUUCACACUUCUGUGAGCAUUUCAGACACUUUGCACAAGUAUAGAAGCACGGGUGAACAUAGCUGUAUGCAUUCUGUUUGUCUUCGCUGGGUCAACAUUUGAAUCCAUAGCUUGCCUGAUCUCCUCAUUUAGGGCUGCAUAAGUGUCAUGGAUAGAAACUUUGAAAAAGUUCUCCUUUUCAGUAAUUCAAACAUGAUCAGGCUGUUGAAAAAUUGAAAAGGGGAUUUAUCUAAUUUUAAAAAAUGUGUGACCAUUUAUUUUGAAAAUACCUAACAAAAUAAAUGUCCAAUCCUAGACUAACUGAGAAUAUGAGAAAUAUGAGAAAUUGCAUGUAACCUUCAAGAAAAUCAAACAGUAAAGAGUAGAAAACAGGCAAAAAGAAGGAACAAAGAGCCCAAGUCUCUAAAACACCUAGAGUAGUGGGGAAUUGUCACUUUCAGAUUAUUAGAUUGAAUUUGAUUUUACCAGCUGUCAGCUCUAUUGUGUCCCGUGUGCUAAUAUCAGAAUUUUCCGUGUAGGGUGAGCAAGUGUCUUAAGUUAUCCAUUUCUUAUUUUGCAUGCUUAUCAUAGCUCCUCUGCCUCUUUCAGUCUAGGAAACUGAAAGGAAAAAUAAUUUUUCUUCUUUCAGAAACAAAGGUGGCGUGUAAAGCUCUUUUGUUUAUAGCAGUUAUGCUCUGUAUAUCAAGGCUCAGCGUAACUCUCGUACUACCUGAGUUAGAUGGAGUUUAGGAGGUUACAUUCCUCUUUUUGGAUUCUGUUGCUCAGCCAGAUACCUAGGGAUCUCCUAGUAGCUAGUUCAUUAUGGUUAUCUUGCUUUAUUGAAGACAGAAUAGCCAGACCCAAGAGACAAAAGCCAUGUCAGCUUGAGGAGGAGGGCAGAAUCAUGGGAAGUUUGAAGGCAGGUCAGAAUCACUUCAUUCCCUUCAUUCCUGUCUUAAGCUAUAUGUCUGAUUUUGUUCUUCUAGAGAGUGCAGAGUUGGACCCACAGCUGGUGAUUUAAACUGCUAUGACAUCAAGAUUGAAUUUGAGUGGCAACACAUCAGCACCAUGAAUGACUUAUGAAUAAAACAGAAAUUUUAAGGGACAUUUUAAGGGACAUUCACUUGGCUCAAGUGAAAAGUAGAGAAUAUUAUUUGUACAGAUGGAAACGUCCAUGCCCACUAAGGUGCAGUGUUGUCUUUGCUAAUCUCAGCUAUAUUUGUGUUUGAGUGUGAAUUUUCUCCUUUGCAAAGUGGUUCUCCUUCUAGUCAGUCUGUAAGUGAAGUCAUAAUCCCACAGCUGACAUCAUAGUCUGUAAUCAUGGAAAGUAUUGUGAUCUCGCAAAUACAGUCUCUGAAUGAUGGGAAAAUGAGCUGUAAAACAGGAAGUUGCUGUUUAAACUCAAACCAAUGGCAAUUAUCAGAAACAGAGAAAGCAAUAAGACAGUUCUGUAGGGCUAAACUGAUUUUUGGUGUAGUACUGCUGAAGGCACUUGAGUUACCCCAGGGAGGAACUUACCCCCUGCAUCUGGAAUGACUUGAUGGCAAGCAUAGAGAGGAAGUGAAUUUAUGCUCCAGUUAAAUACAUUGGAAAGUUUUCCCUUGUCUGAAAGCCUUUCUUUAUCUCUGAAUUUCCUGGCUUUUGUGGAUUUAUAUUAGAUCUUUAAUGUUAUUUCAAUGUAUUUUUUCUGGUGUUUGAUGUCUUUUGAGUUGUUUUUACAGAUAUGUAUUUAAUGAAAGUAAAAGCUGUUUUCUAUUAAGGAGUUUGCAAAGCUUUCAUGAGCAGUGAAUGGCUACCAAACGUAAGAUGUCUUUUUUGUUCAGAUUGGUGGCUGUUACUUGUGUGGCUGAAACAUUAAUUUCAAUAAGAAGAUCCAAGUAUCUCUUACAAGAACAUUUUAGCACCUCUUUUCCAAGGCUAAAUACUACUGCAAAUUUUACUUUUUUACCAAAGGAUUGCCUCAGCAACUCUAUAUGCAGUCUUAAAAUUAGUGAUCUGCAGUAUAAAUAGAACAUCAAUACAUUGUGCUUGUCAAACCUUGACAAAUAAUUAUUUGUAAGACACGUGGAAAAACUGAAUAAGUUACCUGUUUUACAUAUAUACAAGUUUCUCACCCUUACUCAGAAGAUAUCAGAAUUCCCUGUUCUAAGCCUGCUAGGGGCAGAGAUAAUGUACAGUCAGCCAUGGGGAGUGAAGCUUUUGAGGAUGCAAGUGAAUGAAGGGUGUUAUUUGUGCACAAGCCAAACUCCCAACAGAAACAGAAAUUGGUUCUCGCUUGGUCUCCCGAGUCUGUGGCAUUUCGCCAGUUGUGUCAUGGUGUAAAAGAACAAGGGGCAAGAGCCACAAGUUUCAACAAGGGGAAUUCCCAUGUAGCGAGGAAAAGAAAUCCACCACAGAAAGGGGUAAGCAGGGGACAUACUCUGUAGAGAGGCUGAGGAAUCUCCCUCCUUGAGGAAAGCUCAGGCCAACCUGAUCUGACUUCCAGUUUAGAAGUCAGCCUAGCUUUGAGUAGAAGGUUGGAUGAGAGAAGCAUCAGGCACCUUUCAAAACAAAAUUUAGAUGCUUUUAUGCUAUACCUGUCUAUGUAUUUGACCCUGUUGUAUCUCAAAUAUUUUAAUUUUAAUUUAAGGUAUACUUCCUUCUUCACCAGUAGUGAAAUGGCAGGUAUUUGAGCUUUGACUGCUUACAGGUUUUCUUUUGUGCCAGAUCAAUAGAGUUGCCCCAAUUUUGCUUUAACUGCCCAUCUCACUCAGUGCUAAGUCAAGGGAGGAGGACUAAGAACCUUAAUUUUGGAAAGUCUUGGUGAGAGCCAGAUGGCAUCCCAGUACUGUGUGUGCUCUUUGCUUCUGAGAGAAAGAGAGUUCUCCCUGUUAUAAAGUAGAUUUUUACCCCUCAUGCUGAGAAUCCACUGUUCAUUGUUUUUUUUCUUUAAACAAAGGUGAAAGGCAAUUUCAUCUGUGUUUCUGCUGUGUUACGUAGAAGAGCAGAACCAGGGGACAAAAAUCUGUCCAAUCUAUCUGUUUGUUUUGCGAGCGGUGAGGCAGGGCACAUGCCAGAAAGUUGUGCUCCUGGCACUCCUACUGGAGGUCUGUGAGGGGAAGAAGCUGGGGGCAGUACAUGGAUGGACUAUGAAAAUGGGAAAACAGCAUUGGUCUGUGCCUGUAGCAGGAUCAGCUAUAAAGGUACAAGACAACUUACACUAUUCUUGUUCCUCUACUGCCCUUGUUGAGGUGUCCCAUGUAUGUGCCAUGACAGGCUACACUUCUGUGUUGUGCAAGAGAGGGGCAGCUUGUCAUUGCCUGAGGGGAGUGUGAAUUGGCAUGGCUACACACCAAACUGCAGUGAUCCAGGAGCUGUCUGGGCAGCAAUCAAAGCACAGUUAGUUCUGGGAUCUCUGUUGCCUACAGCAGUUUAGGCCUGCAGAGGGGAAGUGCUCCCAUGUGCGUGUGCUGCAAAUCCCAUACUGAUAAUGCAUACAGCCACAACAUCUCCCCUCUGCUCUGACCUCACCUGCUACAGCUGACCCACGGAUCUGCCACUCCACUGCUGCAAAUGGCUGCUGCCAGACAGGGACAGGGAGGUUGCAGUGGUCAGUGAUCUGAUGGGAAAGGUCCUUGCUCGGCCCUACCAGGCAAAAGUUUCAGCUGAAAGAUUAUGCCUGUACUGCCAUGUUGAUCCUGCAACUGGCCAACUUGGCCAUAUCUUUGACUUACUGCACCCAUCUGACUUGCCAAAGAGAGAGAGCUCACCAGUCUCAGCAUUAGGGUGUUUCGUGGCAAAGGUGUGUGGGCACCAGUUGCUCUGAUGGAUGUUGCAGUAGGUAGGCACCAAGAGGAGUCAGUUUUAAUUUGGUCUGAAGUCCAUCAAGUAGCUUAUUUUUAACACUUGGCCAAAUGCAUUGUUUUCCAGAGGAAAACAUGAUCCAUCCAUAGAUUAGCCACAGAAUACUUGUUUUGUUUUCUUUUUAGAAAGAGAGAGAAGCAUAAGGUUCACAGUAGUUUGAAAGUAAGGUCCUGUGUUCUACAUCUUAUCAAAAUGUAGCAAAUAUAUUCCUAGCCAGUAGGUUUUUUGAAUGUUGCCCCUGGACCAAAAGUCAUGAAGGAAAAUUUUUCUUUCCCUGGUCUGUGUCAGCACUGUGUGAACAUAUGCCAUAGAUCAGGUCUGGAGGAAAGUUUUUGUUUUCUUUUUUUUUUU